Molecule: messenger RNA, 963 nt
Organism: Bursaphelenchus xylophilus (pine wood nematode)
Lineage: Eukaryota; Metazoa; Nematoda; Chromadorea; Rhabditida; Aphelenchoididae
Source: the annotation of a GenBank genome assembly
AUGACUCAAGUCGAGGCCACCGGCAAUCCAAAUUCUGAACCUGUAACCGCUCAGAAGCCCUCCGGACAGACAAAUUUGGAUGGACUGCUCAACAGAGAACAUUUCCACACUGAAUUUGACACUUUGGCCUAUCUAAAAGUAGGUCGAUUGCGCAACUUCCUGAGUCAUCAAAAUAGGAAACAUUUUAAUAUUUAUUGUUCUAGGACUUCUAUACAAAUGUCGAUGAUCCUGCCAUGCAAAUGGUGCUCACGUUUUUGCCUGGAAUGGUCGCUAGACUUCCAAGGAUCAAUUCUGUUCUUGAUUUUGGGGCAGGCCCAACCAUCCAUGUAGCGGUUUGCUUUAGACAUAAGGCGGAAGAGAUCUAUCUGGCUGAUUAUCUUGUACAAAACAGAGACGAACUGGAGCGAUGGCUGGCCCAUCGAUCCACCUUUGACUGGACAAAGACUCUGAAGAUGAUCGCCACUCAAGAGGGGAUGGAAUGGAGUAAGAUCUGUGAGAUGGAGCCCGCUACUCGACCCAAAGUAAGUCUAUUUUUGUUGUUAAUUUUGAUUGAAACGAACAAAAGUGAUCGUCAUCCUUCAGAUAAAGGGUAUUUUCCCCUGCAAUUGUCUGGAUGACAAUGUUCUUGAUGCUCCCAGAGAACUCCUGGGUUCCUUUGGGAUGGUGACGACCAUCUUUACCCUCGAAUAUUGUUGUAAUACCCAAGAAGAAUAUCGGAAUGCCAUCAGGAGAGUGGUAUCUUUGGUGAAGCCCGGAGGCUAUUUCUUUAUGGGAGGGAUCCUGGAGGAGACCUGGUGUUCAUUUGGGGGUCGUCGUUUCACUUGUCUCUACAUCACCAUGGACUUUAUGUUAUCCUGUCUGAGAGAUGCGGGUCUCAAUGUGGAUCUGGGAAAUCCCGCAGAGACCUUGUAUUACGAGAUCAAUGGCAUGUUCCUCAUUCAAUGCCAUAAACCCGAGCUUUAA